This is a messenger RNA of Chenopodium quinoa (quinoa), 2658 nucleotides long. RefSeq names its product cysteine-rich receptor-like protein kinase 25. The coding region runs from base 1 to 2658 and encodes 885 amino acids. Gene Ontology annotation, biological process: protein phosphorylation. Lineage: Eukaryota; Viridiplantae; Streptophyta; Magnoliopsida; Caryophyllales; Amaranthaceae. The transcript is spliced from 8 exons. The record is from RefSeq and is a predicted model, not a curated record. Gene Ontology annotation, molecular function: ATP binding; protein kinase activity.
AUGGAACGAUCUGAUAUCAUCUCAAAAUCUCUCCAACUAAUCUUCCUUGUAUUCCUACUGCUGAAAAAUGUUACUGCAGAUUCCGGCCCCAAUUAUUUCUUUACCACUUGUGACAAUGCAAAUGGUAACUAUACACAGAACAGCUUAUACAAAGAGAACCUCUACCAGCUCCUUACAGAACUCGGCGGAGAAGCCUCCAGAUCUGACUUCUAUAAAGCCACCAGGGGAGAAAGCCCCGGCAAAAUUUAUGGCACAUUCUAUUGUAGACGUGACAUGAGUACUAACUUCUGUCGUGAUUGUGUACAGGCAGCAGCACAAAAGAUUAUAAGAAACUGCACUAAUCAGAAAGAAGCUGUUGUCUGGUAUCAAGAAUGCACUCUGAGGUAUGCAAACAGGCCAAUCUUUGGUCUGGACGAAGAAGACCUUCGUUGGUCUUUUUGGUUCGACCAAAGUUACAACGUAUCCAAUCCCAAUCAGUUACAGAAUGUGCUGUUCAAAAGCAUGAACAGCCUUAUUCAGAAGGCAGCUUAUAACAAAACUUACAAUGGUUAUGCAACCGGAGAGGCCCCUUUUCCCCCAUAUCCAACUGUAUACACUCUUGUUCAGUGCUCACCUGAUAUCCUUGGACCACCGUGUCAACGCUGCUUGCGUCGUAUUUACAGAGAUAUGCAGCUUUGUUGUAAUGGAGGGAGAUUGUGGGUUAUGAUCUUCAGGACUAAUUGCCAGAUGAGGUACGAAAUGGUGCCUUUCUACAACCAACUUGCUCCAUCUCCAAGCCCACCAGGCUCACAAUCUACAUCUACAGACAAGGGUGUACUAUUCUAUGUGAUAAGAGUUGUACCUCCAGUUACCGGCUUUGUAUUGUUGCUUCUAUGCAUCCUCGCAUUCUACGUGAACAAGAGGAAGAAAAAUCAGAGACCUAGAGCUCUUGAUCCUUCCACACUAAGCAAUGAUCCUGUGAUUCCUGUCAUUAGCAGCAAUGAAUCGAACAUCGAGCAAUCCAACCCUUCAGAAUCAUUGCAAUAUAAUCUGGACACAAUUAAAUUCGCUACAAGACACUUCUCCAUGGACAACAAACUAGGUGAAGGUGGAUUUGGAGCUGUAUAUAAGGGGAGGCUCCCAGAUGGACAGGAAGUAGCUGUUAAGAGGCUCUCAGAAGACUCUCGUCAAGGUCUAAGAGAAUUUACCAAUGAGGUCCAAUUAUUGGCAAAGCUUCAACACAGAAACCUCGUCAAACUUUUGGGUUUCUGCAUAGAAGGCGAAGAAAAGUUGCUUAUUUAUGAAUUUGUAUCCAACUUGAGUUUGGAUAAAUUCCUAUUUGAUCCAAACAGGCGUAAGUAUUUGGAUUGGGAAACACGAUUCAAUAUUAUAAUAGGAAUUGCACGAGGGCUUUUAUACCUUCAUGUAGAUUCUCGGGUCAAGAUUAUACACCGGGACUUAAAAUCAAGCAACAUUUUGUUGGAUGAAGGAAUGACUCCAAAGAUAGCUGACUUUGGCAUGGCAAGGCUUGUGAAAAUGGACCAUACACAGGCCAAUUCUACCAAAAUAUUUGGAACAUUUGGAUAUAUGGCUCCAGAAUAUGCAGUAGCUGGGGUAUUUUCUAUCAAGUCAGAUGUCUACAGUUUCGGAGUCAUGCUUCUGGAGAUCGUCAGUGGGCAAAGCAAUAAUUUGUUUAUUCGAUCACUAGGGCAUGACAGCCUUACAAACUAUGCACGGAAACUUUGGAAUGCAGGGACUAUUUCAGAACUAUUUGACCCAUCACUAGGGAACAACUGUUCAAGAACCGAAAUCCUAAGAUGUGUCCAAGUAGGGCUACUUUGUGUUCAAGAUGACCCUCCAAGUAGACCAACAAUGGAAUCAGUUCUCCUCAUUCUACAAAACAAUUCCUCUGAUAUCCAAUUUCCACCGCGCCUUUCAUCAGUUUCAUCUGAGACGAAUGUGCAAGGUGGGUACGUAACAGGAGAACAAGAUCAAUUUCAAAGUCUUGAAAGAGAUCAGGCUUAUAGUGGAAACUCCACUGCAUCCUCCUCCGUUGACAACUUCUCCAACUCCUCCGUUGGUCUCGGCCCUGAUCGUGUCAACGGAUACUACCUCUGUCGUCCAGACAUCUCCCUCGCCACCUGCGAGGCCUGCAUCAAUGCCACCAUCAACACCAUAGACCAGUACUGCUUCGAUAGGAAGGAGGCCACUAUUUGGUAUGAUGAAUGUAUGAUAAGAUUCACCAACAACUCCAUCUCCGCCAUUGAGAGCAACCAAACUAACACUUGGUAUUUCAACUAUGGUACACUAAAUGUCUCUAAACCUGAAGGCUUCCCCGCGCUGGUGAAUACCACCUUGCGGGGGUUGAUUUUGGAGGCGAUUUCAUCGGAUAAUUUACACCGGUUUUAUGCUCAUGGGCAGAAGAAUUUCACUUUGUUUGAAGGGUUUUAUGGGAUGGUUUUGUGUAGGCCUGAUAUAACAGCAGAGGCCUGUGAAAGUUGCUUGGUGACAGCAUUGGGUAGAAUACCUAGUUGUUGUGUUGACAGUUUGUCAGUUUGGACUAUGGUUAUGUUGCCUAAUUGUCAGCUAAGGUAUGAUACUGCGCCGUUUAUCUUUGAUUCUCAACCGUCGUUGUCGCCGCCACCAACGCUUCCUCUUCCGCCUACUCUUGCUCCUUAG